Messenger RNA from Aspergillus versicolor CBS 583.65, 1068 nucleotides. RefSeq lists its product as uncharacterized. Gene Ontology annotation, molecular function: oxidoreductase activity, acting on the CH-OH group of donors, NAD or NADP as acceptor. The record is from RefSeq and is a predicted model, not a curated record. The coding region runs from base 1 to 1068 and encodes 355 amino acids. Lineage: Eukaryota; Fungi; Ascomycota; Eurotiomycetes; Eurotiales; Aspergillaceae. The transcript is spliced from 5 exons.
AUGGCCAAACGCCUCCUCCCCCGUGAAGGCCUCUACAUCGAUCCCAUAGUAUCAGGCCUACGAAGGUCCAUCUUCCAUCCACUCUUCACAUUAUCGUGCCUACACCUAGCGGGAAGAUUCAGCUCCCUCGCGCCAUAUGGGAAUCUCGUCCAAAUCACCGCAGCAGCCAGUGUCCUCCUCUGGCUCAACGAUUUGCUUAGCACCAAAAGUCGCAAUAACUGGGCUACAGACGAUACAUGGGACUGGAAGAAAGAGUUGGUCGUGGUGACUGGAGGGAGCGGCGGUAUUGGGGCUGGAGUUGCUCAGCGUCUUGCUGCCCUGGGUUCGCGUGUUGUCGUGCUGGAUAUCAUACCUUUAACUUAUAAACCUGAGAAUAAACGAAUCUUAUACCACAAAUGCGAUCUAAGCGAUGAGAAAGAAAUCGCAGCUAUUUGCCACAAGAUCAGAGCUGAAAUCGGCGAUCCAACUGUCCUAGUCAACAAUGCUGGUCUAUCGCGCGGACGGACCGUAGUCGAGAGUACUUACCACGACAACAGUAUAACCCUAAAAACGAACCUGCUGGCGCCAUUUUUCCUAUCCAAAGAGUUUCUCCCCGCUAUGAUCCAGCGAAAUCACGGACAUAUCUUUAAUGUCGCCUCGAUGAGUGCUUAUAUCCCACCGGCCGGGCUUGCUGAUUACGCGGCGUCGAAGGCUGGGUUGAUUGCGUUUCACGAGUGCCUCAUGCAAGAACUCCGAGCCCAGAAUGCUCCUAAAGUCCGCACCUCUCUCGCCGUGCUGAGCUUCACCAAGACGCCGCUGUUCAAGGGCGAGACGAACCAGUCUCGGUUCCUGAUGCCUCUUUUGCAUGUUGAUACUGUUGUGGAUGCCAUUGUCGAUAUACUUACCAGCGGUCUCAGUCAAACAGUGUUUCUCCCGGGGAUAUUUGGCUUUUUUUCUGGAUUGCGAGGAAUGCCGGAUUGGGUCCAGGAUCUUGUCCGCGGUGGCACGAAAUCUUUGAAAGUGGAUUUUAAAGGGCGACAGGAGAUAGAUCCACAGACUGGGAGGCUCGUUGACGGUUUAAAUAGAUGA